Messenger RNA from Sebastes umbrosus (honeycomb rockfish), 2499 nucleotides. RefSeq names its product sodium-dependent phosphate transport protein 2A-like. The record is from RefSeq and is a predicted model, not a curated record. Gene Ontology annotation, cellular component: apical plasma membrane; brush border; vesicle. The transcript has 13 exons. Bases 83 to 2113 code for a protein of 676 amino acids. Gene Ontology annotation, biological process: sodium-dependent phosphate transport; intracellular phosphate ion homeostasis. Lineage: Eukaryota; Metazoa; Chordata; Actinopteri; Perciformes; Sebastidae. Gene Ontology annotation, molecular function: sodium:phosphate symporter activity.
UUCAGUUUUGGUGCUCUCCUUUUUCCAGGGGGGUCACACACACACAACACCUAAGACUGCUCCACACAAGCAUCAAAGCACCAUGUCCUCUCGUCCUAUAACGAUAGUGUCCUCUGGAGGGAGCACGGGGCUCAACUACAAUGGGGUGAAGAUGCACGGCACUCGGCUCUCCUUGAAGCCCAAACACCCGCAGGAGGAGGAGGAGGAGGACAGAGAGUCCGGCAUGGGCUCCACCCUUGACCUCAGCAGCAGCUUGGAGUGCUACAAGCAACAUACCAAUCACCUCUCCGGCAAACCUUCACUCAGGGAGGCAGGCAGACUCCCUAAAGAGAAAGACAGCUCUCCACAGGCCUCAGCAGUGAGUCCCAACAACACCAAGCAGCUCCUCAUCAAUCUAUCCAAGCUCCCUCUCCUCCUCGUCCUCUUCUUCCUCUUUGUCUGCUCCCUGGACACCCUGAGCUCUGCCUUCCAGUUAGCAGGGGGUAAAGUGGCGGGGGGCAUUUUCCAGGACAAUGCGGUGCUGUCUAACCCCGUGGCGGGGCUGGUGGUGGGGAUACUGGUGACUGUGCUCGUCCAGAGCUCGUCCACCUCCACUUCCAUUGUCGUCAGCCUGGUGGCCUCCGGAUUGCUAGAAGUGAGGUCGGCCGUUCCGAUCAUCAUGGGGUCCAACAUCGGGACUUCAGUCACGAACACCAUAGUGGCCAUGAUGCAAGCAGCAGAGAGGGACGAGUUUCAACGCGCCUUUGCCGGGGCAACGAUCCACGACUGCUUCAACUGGCUGUCGGUGCUGGUUCUGCUGCCGCUGGAGGUGGCCAGCGGCGUCACGACCCGGCUGUCACACCUGCUGGUCGGCUGCUUCGAGCUGCAACCGGGGGAGGAAGCACCUGAGCUGCUCAAGGUCAUCACCGAGCCAGUCACCAAGCUCAUCAUACAGCUGGACCAGUGUGUGAUCACAGGGAUCGCCAUGGGAAAUGAGGACAUGAGGAACAGGAGCCUGGUGAAAGAAUGGUGCCAGACUGACCUUGUUACGUCCACGGUUAAUGUGAGCGCUGCAAACUGUGGUCAUGACUUGUCCCGGCCGUCUCUGAAGUGUGGGCAUUUGUUCGCGUCUACCGGACUGUCGGACCUCACCGUGGGCCUGAUCCUCCUGGCAGGCUCUCUGGCGGCCCUCUGUACCUGUCUGCUGCUUCUGGUCAAACUGCUCAACUCUCUUCUUAAAGGCCAAGUCGCAAAGAUCAUCCAUAAAGUCAUCAACACAGACCUGCCGUAUCCGUUCGGGUGGCUGUCAGGAUACAUGGCCAUGUUUGUGGGUGCAGGGGUGACGUUCGUGGUCCAGAGUAGCUCCGUCUUCACUUCAACCAUGACUCCCCUCGUAGGUAUCGGAGUGAUCAGCCUGGAGCGGGCCUAUCCUCUCACCCUCGGGUCCAACAUCGGCACCACUGCCACGGCCCUGCUGGCAGCUCUGGCCAGCCCUGGGAACAAACUAGCAGCUGCCUUACAAAUUGCUCUCUGUCACCUCUUCUUCAACGUCUUUGGCAUUCUGCUGUGGUAUCCUCUGCCCUUCACGCGCCUGCCGAUAAGGAUGGCUCGCGUCUUGGGUGAGCGCACCGCCAAGUACCGCUGGUUCGCGGUCUUGUACCUUCUCCUGUGCUUCUUGCUCCUGCCCUCGCUGGUGCUGGGCCUCUCGCUGGCAGGCUGGCAGGUGAUGGCUGGUGUCGGGGCUCCUUUCUUGGGCGUGACCGUCUUCAUCACCAUGGUGAAUGUGAUGCAGGCCCGUAGCCCUCGCCACCUGCCCGCCAAGCUCCAGAGCUGGGACUUCCUGCCCCAGUGGAUGCGCUCUCUCAAACCGCUCGACCGCCUCAUCACCAAGGCGACCGUCUGCUGCGGCUCUGCAGGCGAGGAGGGGCGGGGAGAAGAAGAAGAAGAAGAAGCAGAAGAAGAGGAGCAUAUAUCGACACAGACGACCUCCGUGAACACGCAGAAAGAGUCUGCUGCCCAGAGGAAGGCUCACCUGGCUUAUGACAACCCGGUCCUGGACUACCUGGAUGAGGGCGUACCAGUGAGGGUGUUUAAAUUAAAAGGCUUAGAGAGGUGCAACAGCACUCCACUAUAGGCAGACUUUGAUCGAGGGAAGGAAAAAGAUUUUAUAAUGUUUUGGAAAUAAUUGACUGAUAAUUAGAAGAUAGCCUCCUAAAGCCAGGCUAAAUGUCACGAGUUCAGUAUGAGAUUUUCAUCCAACUGAGCGAGCUCAAUCACAGCCCACUCUCAUUCCCAGGGCGUUAAAUACCAACGCUUUAUCACGACCGUACGAAACGCCCCGGCCGUUCCAUUAACUACAAUGCGGCAAACCCAUCUGCGGCAUUAGUAAACUCUCCGAGAAAGUGCGCCGGGAGUGUGGUGACGUAGUUUAAAGAGCAAAAGAGAGGGGGUGGUGUAUGGGUCCAACAAACACAAGGCUUUCAUCCAGGAAACCUCUGUUCGUGUCCCAUGCUGUGAAUU